Messenger RNA from Carcharodon carcharias (great white shark), 1102 nucleotides. Its product is annotated as chloride intracellular channel protein 4. The transcript has 6 exons. Lineage: Eukaryota; Metazoa; Chordata; Chondrichthyes; Lamniformes; Lamnidae. Bases 199 to 948 code for a protein of 249 amino acids. The record is from RefSeq and is a predicted model, not a curated record.
UAAAUGCUGCCAAUGCUUUCAGCAAGUGUCUGCCUCAAAAGCAUGAAAUCGCACAGCAAGUUCCAUAUUCUUCUGGGGGUCCGUGUGGGGAAGUUGAAAGAAGUUUGAGUAAUGGUGCUCAGUAUUUUGAGCUAAAGGGGCUGAGCUGUAUUAUUUUGCUGUACUCUUUGAGGAGCCUGACCUUUACUUGCCAGUAUUAUGGCUGCAACUAUCUCAACACAAAGUGAAUGCAUGUAUCCAGAGAUUGAAUUGUUCGUCAAGGCUGGUGGUGACGGGGAAAGCAUUGGAAACUGCCCAUUUUCCCAGCGGCUGUUUAUGAUCCUUUGGCUAAAAGGCGUGAUAUUUAAUGUCACAACAGUUGAUCUAAAGAGGAAGCCUGCUGACCUGCAAAAUCUGGCCCCUGGUACCAAUCCUCCAUUUUUGACCUUCAAUGGAGAAGUCAAAACAGAUGUUAACAAGAUAGAAGAGUUUCUAGAAGAUAAAUUGGUGCCACCAAGGUAUCCAAAGCUUUCUGCCAUACAUCCCGAAUCGAAUUCAGCAGGAAAUGAUGUAUUUGCCAAGUUCUCAGCAUACAUUAAGAAUGUCAGGAAAGAUGCAAAUGAAAGUUUGGAAAAGGCCUUAUUGAAAGCUCUGAAGAAAUUAGAUGAUUAUUUAAACACACCUUUACCUGAAGAAAUUGAUGCUAAUAGCACAGAGGAAGACAUUUGUUCUAACAGAAAAUACCUCGAUGGAGAUUACUUGACCUUGGCAGAUUGUAAUCUCCUGCCAAAGCUUCACAUUAUCAAGCUUGUAGCAAUGAAAUACCGAAAUUUUGAAAUCCCAGCGGAAAUGACUGGAAUUUGGAGAUACCUGAACAAUGCUUACGAAAGGGAGGAAUUUGUAAACACGUGCCCUGCUAAUCGUGAGAUUCAGAUUGCAUAUUUAGAUGUUGCAAAGAGAAUGAAAUAAAUCCAUUUAGACAGCUCAGAAUGCACAUAUGAUGUCUUGCAUGUUAGAGUGAGUGCAGUAUUUUGCUAAUAAUGAUCAGUUUCCAAAAUGUUUAACAAUGUUGCACAUUUUUCACUCUUUGUACUUGGAGCAUAAUUAAAGAUGAUCAUAAUGC